AUGUCGAACCCGUCCAAGGAGCGCAUUAACCCAUUGGACCCGAACCCGUUGGAUGAACCCAUCAACCCGUUGGAAGUCGAACACGCUGGACCCAAACCCGUUGGACGUCAAACCCGUCCCAGGAGCCCAUUAACCCGUUGGGAGUUGAACACGCUGGACCCAACCCGUUGGACGUCAAACCCGUCCAGGAGCGCAUUAACCCGUUGGGAGUCGAACACGCUGGACCCAAACCCGUUGGACGUCAAACCCGUCCCAGGAGCGCAUUAA
This is a messenger RNA of Histoplasma mississippiense, 267 nucleotides long. RefSeq lists its product with no specific name. The transcript has a single exon. NCBI's taxonomy places the organism in Eukaryota, Fungi, Ascomycota, Eurotiomycetes, Onygenales, Ajellomycetaceae. The record is from RefSeq and is a predicted model, not a curated record. The coding region runs from base 1 to 267 and encodes 88 amino acids.